AUGAAGGACGUCGUGGAGUCAUCCUCGCAAUCCUCGCAAUCUGCCACCAGCGACAAGACUGUCGCUCGAACGCGCAAAACACACAAAAAGUCCCGGUCUGGCUGCCGCAAUUGCAAGCUUCGCCGAAUCAAAUGUGACGAGAAGAGACCCAUGUGCGGCAAAUGCACCGACUUUGGUGUGACAUGCAACUACAACACCAGCAUUCCUGAUCUCCAGCCAUGCUCUGGCGCUGCAGAUGGCGUCAGCCCCGAUUCGACGCUGGACAAGUUCUCUUUGUCAGCAAACGAGCACGUCCUGAAUAUGGUCAACAUUUACCUGGAUGCAGAUGUGGGUAGUCCUUCCGAGAGCUUCAAGGCCUUGGGUUUCAAGGAAAUGGACCGGCUGAACCGGUUUCAAUCAAGGACGAUUCUUAGUGUUGGGAACAAAGCGACAGCCCGGUAUUUUCGAAAGGAAAUGAUGCACCUGGCCUGUAAUCAUCGCUUUCUCAUGCAUUUGGUCCAAUCCAUGACUGCUCAACACGACCGAUACCUGGCGGGUAAGGCCAUUUCCGGUCAGAGUGAGGACGAAAAUUACCACAUGAGCCAGGGCAUAAAUGGUGUCCAAACCAGACUUUCUCACCCCAUCAGACCUGAAGAUCGAGAUGCUUUGUUCAUCGCGGCAUCAUUACUGGGCGUAAUGACAUUCUUCGCCAUCGAAGCCAAGUCUAUUGAGCAUGUCUGGCCACUUGCCGAUGGUGACUUGUCAUGGGUGAGUCUCAGCGACGGCAAAAAGGUCGUAUGGAGAGCCACGAAUCCCCUGCGGCGUGACAGUGUUUGGCGACCGGUUGCCGAAAUGUACGAACGCGAUUUCGGGUCACGGGAAAAAGGCCCGGCGUGUGUCCUGUCGGUCUUCGAUCAUCUCUGCAGCGAGAGAGAAGGAUCAAUAGCAGCACUGACCAAUCCAUAUCACAAGACCGCACAAUAUCUCAUUUCGCUGCUUGACCUGGAAUUGACCGACUCGACCUGGAUCCGAUUCCUGGCCUUCAUAUGCCACGUGGAUCCUCCCUGGAAAGAACUUCUCGGGGCAAGAGACCCGUGGGCAUUGCUGAUGCUCGCGUAUUGGUUUAUGAAGAUUUGUCGUGGGGCUUGGUGGGCAUCGACGCGAGCCAUUGUUCAGGGUCUGGCUAUCUGCGUAUAUCUGGAGCGAUACUAUGCGGAUGAUGCACUUUUGCAAAUGGCUAUACCGCUGCCCAAGCAGGAAUUUGAGGCUGCCCAGAGAGAAGGAUUUGGAGGGUUCGACCAUAUUUGUGAUUCCGGCCAUAUAUCUUGA
Exophiala xenobiotica is the source of this 1308-nucleotide messenger RNA. RefSeq lists its product as uncharacterized. The transcript has a single exon. Bases 1 to 1308 code for a protein of 435 amino acids. The record is from RefSeq and is a predicted model, not a curated record. Gene Ontology annotation, molecular function: zinc ion binding; DNA-binding transcription activator activity, RNA polymerase II-specific. NCBI's taxonomy places the organism in Eukaryota, Fungi, Ascomycota, Eurotiomycetes, Chaetothyriales, Herpotrichiellaceae. Gene Ontology annotation, biological process: regulation of transcription by RNA polymerase II.